Messenger RNA from Diaporthe citri, 456 nucleotides. RefSeq lists its product as uncharacterized. Bases 1 to 456 code for a protein of 151 amino acids. The record is from RefSeq and is a predicted model, not a curated record. NCBI's taxonomy places the organism in Eukaryota, Fungi, Ascomycota, Sordariomycetes, Diaporthales, Diaporthaceae. The transcript has a single exon.
AUGGCUGGCUUUGCCCUGUCUAAGGGACAAUCUACCUUCGACAACCUUCAAGAAUUCGGAAUACCGGAAGACCUUGGGCGUGUGGUAUUCGAUAUGGCCGAGGAUCAGACUAUGAUCCUCCGUGAUCCCAUCACGUUCCUAGGACUCAAUGAGCCUGGACUUGGAGAGGCUGAGAUUGAGGCAUAUGAAAAGACUCUACGUCGCUGGAAUGGAACGGCGAUGACGCAACCUCUGGAGCAAGCGGCUUGGAGGGAAAUCCCUGUCGCCUAUAUCCACACCACGAAGGACUUCCCGAUCCCUCUCCUGGCACAGCAGAGCAUGGUCCGGUUCCUUGAGAAGGAAGGCCGCAAGGUCCAGACAUUCACCAUCGAGACUGGUCACUGUCCCCAUGUAACAGCGACCGAGAGCGUUGUUGACGCCAUCAACAAGGUUGUGUUUACUGAUGGAGUUGCUUGA